GACAACCGAAUCAUUUUGACGUUUCCCAGAAUUAUAAGAAAUACUGUGCUUGUAAACUAUCUCUAAUUGGUAAUGAUUAUUGAUAUUUAAUUUGUGUAAUUUUAGAAAUUAUUUUAACGAUUUCUAACAAUGGCUACAUCAAGUGACACGUCUGAUCAAAAUGUGAAAUCCAGACGCCCUGCAGAAUCUGCAUUCAAACAACAACGAUUACCUGCUUGGCAGCCCAUUUUAACGGCGGGCACCGUGCUUCCGACCUUCUUCGUGAUCGGUAUUGCUUUCAUUCCCGUUGGAAUUGGUCUACUUUAUUUUUCCGAUGAGGUGAAAGAGCAUGUUAUUGACUACACCUACUGUUUGAAGGAAGAUGAGAAUAUAACUUGUGCUGAAUUUAUAAGACAAAACAACAUGGAUCCAUGUGCUUGUCAAAUACCAUUCAAUUUGACCGAAGAUUUCAAGGGUGAUGUGUACUUUUACUAUGGUCUCAGCAAUUACUACCAAAAUCAUCGUAGAUAUGUUAAGUCAAGGGAUGACAGCCAGCUGCUUGGACGGCUCUCGUCUCCACCAUCCUCAGAUUGUGAACCAUUUGCAUAUGCAGAGGAAGAUGGAAAAAUGAAACCCAUAGCACCAUGCGGAGCCAUAGCUAACUCUUUAUUUAAUGACACCUUAACUGUACACUCCGUGGAUUUAAAUGUGGAUGUCCCUGUGUUGAAAACUGGUAUUGCCUGGACAUCUGACAAAGAUAUCAAAUUUAGGAACCCAUCAGGUGACCUCAAGACUGCCUUUGCGAACUACACCAAACCAAUUAAUUGGCGUAAACCAGUGUGGAUGUUGGAUCCUAAUAACUCAGAAAACAACGGUUUCCAGAAUGAAGAUCUCAUUGUAUGGAUGCGUACAGCAGCACUGCCAACAUUCCGCAAACUUUAUCGCAUUGUUGACCAGCAGGUUGGCUUCAUUGCCGGUCUGGUUAAGGGGCCUUAUGUGCUGAAAGUGGAUUACAAUUAUCCAGUAACAGAUUUUCAAGGUACCAAGACAUUCAUAAUAUCAACGACUUCUCUCCUGGGUGGAAAGAACCCAUUUUUGGGAGUGGCAUAUGUGGUGGUGGGGACACUUUGUUUGUUACUGGGCAUUGUACUACUGGUCAUUCAUGUCAGAUGCUCUAAGAGAUAUCCCCCUCCCCUACCCCACUCCAGCUAUAUUGAACAAGUUCCUAUUCAACAAAAUAUAAAUAUCACUUCCACAACAGAGAUGAUCAAUGUUAACCCACGAACACCAUAUUCUUAAAUAUCAAUGGAAGCAAAAGCAGCAUAUGAAAAACAAGGAAAAAUAGUAGGAGGCUUUGUUUAAGGCUUUAUACAAACUAAAUAUCCCAAUUAUAUAGGAAGUAAUUGUUGUUUCAUAUGUAUUUCAUUACAUAAUAUUAUAUAAAUUAUAUCACAUACAUUUAUCAAUUAUGAAUUUUUAGUAUUUUUAUCUGCAAUUUAUAUAAUACAGAUAAUACAAAUAAAUAAAAAAUAAAUAAAUGUUAUAUUUUCAUAAAAAUAAGAACAAAAGCUUUGAAUGUUGAUUGUUGAAACUAAAAUACAUUUACUUGCCAUCCAUUAUGAAGACAUAACAGUUGUCCAAGUAAAUUUUAACAAUAUAUUUAUGUAUUAGGAAUUUUAAACAUAUAGAGUUUUUCUCACUAGCGCACUUAUCACGGCCUUUUUGAAUAAUUAUGUAACCUGUCUGAAUAAAAAGGUGAUAUUACACAGCAAUUAAAAUAUUUUUUAUUGACGAAAAUUUUGUAGACGUGGCUUUAGAUAUCCUUUAGAGACAAUGUUUAUUGUAUAGUUCUGAUGCUACGCCAUUUUGUUGUUUUGAUAUUUUUACUAUGUAAGUAGUUGAGUUAGGAACUUUAAAGUAGAUUUAGAGUGUCAUAGAUAAUGUAGACGUUAUCAUGUAUUAUUUUGUGAUAAAUGUUGCUUUUUAUUUUUUUAUUUUCGUUCAGAAAUUUUUAACCUUCGUGGAGGUUUCUUUCACGUAUUUUGUAAGUAUUUUUUUUUUUAUGUAAAAUUUUAUUGUAUGUUGAAUUGGACGUGACUAUACAGUAUGAGACAAAAUGUGCCUUGUAGAGUAGUAAUAUAUAAAAUUACAAUUUAAGAAACAAAAUGGAUUUGAUUAAACGAUUUUAAAUUUUUACACCUUUUGCAUUAAUUAACUUGAACCAGAGAACAUUUUAGCUAACAAUCGUUUAGUGAAUUUUCAAUAUUUGAAGCACGUUUUAAUAUACAUAAUAAACACACAUUUUUUGUAAUAAAUCCAUGGUUUUUAAAUAGGACUAUUCUAUGUUUAUAUUUCUAAGUUUUUGACAUUUAAUAAAGUAACAUAAAAUCACACGUAAAAGUAGAUAUAGUCGUGUAUUAUAUUGUGAGGGUAAAGGCCCGUUCACACAAACAACUCUCUGUUGGCAUUACGUGAUUUUCAGGACUAUACCUCAUAAACGUAUACCGCAUCUCAAUACAGAUAACUAAGUAAUUGGCGGCAAAUUGGAAAGUACUUGGAAGCGACACUUAAAUUUUAUCAUAUAUUGUAAUUAUUUUUAAUAUGUACAAGUGAAAAAUAAAACUAAAGGAUAAUUUUUUUUUUUUUUUAAUAAAUGCAUUUAUAAAUCUAAAUUCGUUUACUUAGUUGUUAUCGUUCACGCUUAAUGUAUGUAGUUUCACCAAAUAAAUGUGUAGAGUGAA
Molecule: messenger RNA, 2720 nt
Organism: Danaus plexippus (monarch butterfly)
Lineage: Eukaryota; Metazoa; Arthropoda; Insecta; Lepidoptera; Nymphalidae
Gene: CDC50
Product: cell cycle control protein 50A
Exons: 10
Coding region: 130-1278 (382 amino acids)
Cellular component (GO): endoplasmic reticulum; Golgi apparatus; plasma membrane
Source: RefSeq, a predicted model, not a curated record